CUCGCCUACUGCGGCGUGGCUAAAUUUUGUGCGUUGAGGCUAAAGGACUACGGGUCUUGGCUAAAGCAUUGCGGGUCCUGGAUAAAGGAAUGUAGGUCAAGGCUAAAGUAUUUCGGGUUUUGGCUAAGGGAUUACGGGUCGACACUAAAGGAUUGUGGGUUUGGGCUAAAGCAUGAUGGAGACAGGUGUGGUUUUAGUACACUUCAGGCCCAACAGUCCGGUACAGGUACCGGUGACGCUUCUCAACCGGCAAGUCUGGAAGUGCGCCUCCGAUCACUCAUCAACCGUGCCCCUGUAAUGUUGUUUAUGAAGGGUACUCCUAAUGAGCCCCAAUGUGGAUUCAGUCGUCAGAUUUUGGAGCUGCUUAAGUCAGUCGAUGCAAAAUUUGACUCGUUUGAUAUCUUAAAAGAUGAGGAUGUUCGUCAGGGUGAGUACAAGAGCGAGGAAAAUAAACGGUCAACUUCUGGGAGUAACAAUUUUUUGUUUGUUUUCCGUUUUUGGGAUAGCAGACAAGAGAGGAUGCAUUCACAGUCUGAAUCUUUGGGAGGCCAGCCAGAGAGCCGAGAAACCCCAACGGAAGCCAGAUCGAAGCACAAUCUCUUUAACCCUCUACGCUACUUCAUAACAUGCCCACCUCGCUGUUUCUUCUAG
Molecule: messenger RNA, 651 nt
Organism: Echinostoma caproni
Lineage: Eukaryota; Metazoa; Platyhelminthes; Trematoda; Plagiorchiida; Echinostomatidae
Source: the annotation of a GenBank genome assembly